Messenger RNA from Pleuronectes platessa (European plaice), 5404 nucleotides. RefSeq names its product DENN/MADD domain containing 5A (gene dennd5a). Gene Ontology annotation, molecular function: guanyl-nucleotide exchange factor activity; small GTPase binding. The transcript has 24 exons. Bases 137 to 4123 code for a protein of 1328 amino acids. The record is from RefSeq and is a predicted model, not a curated record. NCBI's taxonomy places the organism in Eukaryota, Metazoa, Chordata, Actinopteri, Pleuronectiformes, Pleuronectidae.
GCUGUAGCCUCGGUUGUGAUUUUUUUCGCAGUAUCGCAGCUGUAGCAUCCAUGAUGGCAGCGAGAACCCUCCUCUCCCAGCCCCUCUAAUAUGCUCCCUGUCGAGGGGAGAAGGGAACCACCGGGCCAGUCUCAGAAUGACCACCGGCUUCAGCUCCGGUUCCUGCCGGUUCGCAGAUUAUUUCGUGAUCUGCGGACUCGACACCGAGAGCGGACUGGAACCCGACGAACUGUCCGCUUUAUGCCAGUAUAUAGAGGCUACUAAAUUCAGAGAUGGGGCCAGAGGAAAAUUGGCAAAUGCAGAAGAAGGUGAGAAUUUUGAGCAGAGUCCGUUGCGGAGAACCUUCAAAUCCAAAGUUCUUGCCCAUUUUCCAGAAAAUGUCGAGUGGAAUCCAUUCGACCAGGAUGCGGUUGGCAUGCUCUGCAUGCCAAAGGGUUUGGCGUUCAGGACGCAGGUCGAUUCCCGGGAGCCUCAGUUCCACUCCUUUAUCAUCACCAGAGAGGACGGCUCGCGGACCUACGGCUUCGCCCUCACCUUCUUCGAGGAGGUGACCAGUAAGCAGAUCUGCAGUGCCAUGCAGACUCUUUACCACAUGCACAAUGCAGAGCAGUACGACAUCCUGCACACACCCACCUCACCACAGGGACUCGAGGAGCAGCGGCACCAACCGACCCACCAUCGUCACCUGCUCCACGCUGCACCCGCCAUCUCCCGCCUGCAGCGCUUCAACUCAUAUGACAUCAGCCGUGACACGCUGUACGUGUCAAAGUGCAUCUGCCUGAUAGCACCCAUGGCCUUCCCACAGGCCAGCAGGAAGGUGCUGCAGCAGCUUCACCAGGCUGUGUCCUCCCCUCAGCCCCCACCCCUCCCGCUGGAGAGCUACAUCUACAACAUCCUCUACGAAGUGCCGAUGCCUCCCUCCGGGCGAUCCCUCAAGUUCUCAGGCGUCUACGGGCCUCUGGUGUGUCAGAGGCCGAGCACAUCUGAGCUGCCACUCUUUGACUUUCCCAUGUGUGAGAUGUUCACUCUGCUGGGGGUGGAGAACGUUCUUCAGCUGUUCACCUGUGCCCUGCUCGAGAUGCAGAUUCUGCUUUACUCACAGCAUUACCAGAGGCUGAUGACGGUGGCAGAGAGCAUCACAGCCUUAAUGUUCCCCUUCCAGUGGCAGCAUGUGUACGUUCCCAUUCUGCCCGCCUCCCUCCUCCACUUCCUGGACGCGCCUGUGCCGUACCUCAUGGGCCUCCACUCCAACGGGCAGGACGACCGCACCAAGCUAGAGCUGCCACAGGAGGCUAACUUGUGUUUCGUGGACAUCGAUAAUCACUUCAUCGAACUUCCCGAGGAGUUGCCCCAGUUUCCCAACAAGCUGGAGUUCAUCCAGGAGAUCUCAGAGAAGCUCAUGUCCUUUGGCGUAUCUCCAGAGGGAAACAUUCAAUCCAGUGACAGCCAGGUGAAAUACCGGGGCCUCAGAUCUGUUGACAUGGUCUCAGACAAGCGCAACGGCAACCUGGCCUCACCCCUGAACUCGUACCUGCUGAGAGAGAACGAAACUAUCGCCAGACUGCAGGCCCUGGUCAAGAGAACGGGUCUCAGCCUGGAGAAGCUGGAGGUGAAAGAAGACGCCAGCAGCAAUAAGGACGUGCGGGUUCAGUGUGACGAGGAGGAGCUAAAGAUGCACCAGUUCAACGUCCACCUGCGAGAGGUCUUCGCCAACCGGUUCACCCAGAUGUUUGCCGACUACGAGGUGUUUGUCAUCCAGCCCAACCAGGACAAAGAGUCUUGGUUCACCAACCGAGACCAGAUGCAGAACUUUGACAAGGCCUCCUUCCUGUCUGACCAGCCGGAGCCCUACCUGCCCUUCCUGUCACGUUUCUUGGAGACGCAGAUGUUUGCCUCCUUCAUCGACAGUAAGAUCCUCUGCCAUGAUGACGAGGACAAGGAGCACACGCUGAGGGUGUUUGACUCCCGCGUGGAUAAGGUCCGCAUGCUGAACGUCCGCACGCCCACGCUGCGCACAUCGAUGUACCAGAAAUGCACAAACAUUGAAGAGUCAGAGAAAGCCAUCGAGUUGAGAGUGACAAAGAUCGAUCACACUGCCCUCCACCCCCACCUGCUGGACAUGAAGAUCGGUCAGGGACGCUACGAGCAAGGCUUCUUCCCGCGGCUGCAGUCUACAGUGCUCUCCACUGGGCCCGUUUGCAACAAGUGGACCAAGAGGAGUGCUCCAGCCCAGUGGAGGCGGAGGGAUCGACAGAAGCAGCACGCUGAGCACCUUUAUUUAGACAACGACCAGAGAGAGCAUGUAGAGUGCAUGUUUCCGGAGCUGCAGCUCCUGCUGUUUCUUGACUACUACUGGCUCUCACAGUCCUUCAGACCCUGUCUAAAGUCAGUGACAGUGGACUUGAAGUACAUCCAGGAAGCCAGAAACCUGGGCACGACCAUCCGACAGCCCAAACUGUCCAACCUGUCGCCUUCCGUCAUCGCUCAGACCAACUGGAAGUUCGUGGAAGGGUUGCUGAAGGAGUGCAGGAACAAGACCAAGCGUAUGCUGGUGGAGAAGAUGGGUCGGGAGGCCGUGGAGCUGGGUCACGGAGAGGUCAGCAUCACCGGCGUUGAGGAGAACACUCUGAUCGCGAGCCUCUGUGACCUGCUGGAGAGAAUCUGGAGCCACGGGCUGCAGGUCAAACAGGGUAAGUCAGCCCUGUGGUCCCACCUCCUGCACUACCAGGAGAGCAAAGAGAAGAACAAUGCCACUCCCGGUGGUUUGGGACCUCCAGGUUUCAUUCAUGACACGGAGAGACGCAAAUCCGAUGGUGGUGGAUCCGCCAUGCCACCUCUGAAAGUCUCUCUGAUCCAGGACAUGAGACACAUUCAGAAACUCAGUGAGAUCAAAACGGAUGUGGGCAAGGCCAGGGCGUGGGUUCGCCUCUCGAUGGAGAAGAAGCUGCUCUCCAGGCACCUGAAGCAGCUGCUGUCAGACCACGAACUUACAAAAAAACUGUACAAGCGCUACGCCUUCCUCCGCUGUGAUGAUGAGAAGGAGCAGUUUCUCUACCACCUGCUGUCCUUUAAUGCCGUGGACUACUUCUGUUUCACCAACGUCUUCACAACCAUCAUGAUCCCAUACCAUGUGGUGGUGGUUCCCAGUAAGAAGCUGAGCGGCUCCAUGUUCACCGCUAACCCCUGGGUGUGCGUCUCCGGUGAGCUGGCAGAGACCGGAGUCCUGCAGGUCCCCAGAAAUACUCAGGAGAUUACUUUUGAGUGCCAAAACCUGGGCAAGCUCACCACAGUCCAGAUGGGCCACGAUAACUCGGGACUCUACGCAAAGUGGCUCGUGGAAUGCGUUGUGAUCCGCAAUGAAAUCACGGGGCACACCUACAAGUUCCCGUGUGGCCGUUGGUUGGGGAAAGGCGUGGAUGACGGCAGUCUGGAGAGGAUCCUGGUGGGAGAGCUGAUGACCCCCAGCUCAGAGAACGAUGAGAGGAUGUGCCGCACCCCCCCAAUGCAGCAGUCCCCGGGGAUGAUGAGGAGGUUUGUGACCAUCUCACCGAACAGCAAACCAAAGUUAAACACAGGUCAGAUCCAGGAGGGAGUGGGAGAGGCCAUCAAUGGGAUCGUGAAGCACUUCCACAAGCCGGAGAAGGAGAGAGGCAGUCUGACCCUCCUCCUCUGCGGGGAGUACGGCCUCGUCUGGGCUCUGGAGCAGGUUUUCCAACACGGUUUCAAAUCACCUCGACUCUUUAAGAAUGUCUUCAUCUGGGACUUCUUGGAAAAGGCACAAGUGUACUUUGAAGGUGCGGAGCAGCGCGAGGUGACUCCAGACGAAAACUGGCAAACCAGAGUUCGUCACUUCUGCCGCUUCAUGCGCGCCAUCAGCAACACAUCCAGAAACAUCGGCAAGGACGGGAAGUUCCAGAUGCUUGUGUGUCUGGGUGCAAGGGACCAUCUGCUGCAUCACUGGAUCGCUCUGCUCGCAGACUGUCCCAUCACUGCUCAGAUGUACGAGGACAUGGCACUGAUUAAGGAUCGCUCGUUGGUGAACUCUCUGAUCCGAGUCCUGCAGACGCUGCAGGAGUUCAACAUCACUCUGGAGGCUUCGCUCGUCAAAGGAGUUGGUAUCUAAACCAAACCAACCAUCCCACUAGAUGCACCGGAGGAGGAAGAUCACUGGGGACCACGGAAAAAGAAUAACAGAACCUUUUAUAUGCAGAACCUGACUUGAACAAAGGACGUUUUCUGGCUUAUAUUAAAGCUACUGUUACAUUUGCCAUAUAUCAAGUGCAAUGAGCCUUUCAAGAUACCUUGUUAUUUUUAUCCUCGACGAUGUUGCCAUUAGAUGUUAAAAAUAUGUUUUCUAUUAUGAAUCAUGAUUUCUCCAUUAUCGACUUGUGCUAUAACGUUUCAUUGAAAGCUAAAUAUUUUCAUUGUUAUCGUGAACUGCUGACAAUGGCUAUAUUUAAGGGAAAGCGAGGAUCAAAACUGUUAAUAUAUUUUCAGAGAAAAACAGUAUUAUUUUGUUAAACCAGUCAAGUUGCUUGCUCUGUCGUCAACUCAGAUUCCAACGUCAAAAUGCAGAGCUUAAAGCAAAUGAUGUAGAAGUAUGCUUUAUAAGUAUGCGUGACCGGGAGGUUUGUAGAGUGGACCAUGAUUCACCUACAUAAGAAAAACAAGCCCAUUACAUUUGAGCCUUUCCGUGAGAAAUGUACGAGUAUGCAAAUCUUUUACAUGAAUUACCUUCAGAGAAAAUGUUCCUUCUUGCAUGUUGAGACUUUGUGAUUUAAGCCUGUUUCCAGUGAUGGACAUUGAUAUUCAGUUGGAUAAAGGAAAAUAGCCCAAGUCUUUGGCUUGUGUUUCAGACACACAUCCCCCAAGUGAUGCUUUGCCCAGCUUUCUGUGCAAAGUUGAUCACAGUCACAGCCUCUGUAUAAGUACCUCCAGUCCCCCCCCCCCCGCCCCAGCCCUUACACUACAUCUUCCCUCUUCCCUGCACACAGCGUGAUGGCCUCUGCAGGCGGAUCUCCUGCUUCCCUUCAGAUUUUGUUAUAUCAUGGUUUCUUGCUAUGCAAUAUCCAGAAGAGAAAAGUCAACCCCGUCAAACUCCAUGUUCUGGUGUGUUGAGGUAGAACCGGGCCCGCCUCCGUUAUAUCCAUCGAACUUUACUGUGCAGAAAAAGAGAUUUGAUAUGUGAAGGACUUCUUUUCUGUGCCAACAAUGUCUGGAACGACUGUGUUGUACUCGUCUGUGUACAACCCACACAUGAGCAUCUUGGGAGAUAUAUAUUUUUGUUUUUCCAAUACGGUUGUACAUUUAUUGACAUAGCUGUGUAAUGUAGUGUUUACUAAGUGAGCAACAGUGUACAGUGUAAAAAUAUAUUAAGAAUAAAGCAUCUGUAAUGCGUUAUAAA